Messenger RNA from Melanotaenia boesemani (Boeseman's rainbowfish), 1901 nucleotides. It is a transcript of the gene sdc4, whose product is annotated as syndecan 4. The transcript has 5 exons. Gene Ontology annotation, cellular component: cell surface; membrane. Lineage: Eukaryota; Metazoa; Chordata; Actinopteri; Atheriniformes; Melanotaeniidae. Gene Ontology annotation, biological process: cell migration. The coding region runs from base 213 to 848 and encodes 211 amino acids. The record is from RefSeq and is a predicted model, not a curated record.
UGAGGAGCCACAGUGAAGUCCAGAAAGCACAGAGGAAAGUUUUGGGAGAGACGAAAAAGUUGAAGAGGCGGACGACGCGAAUUUCUACUGGACUAUUUGGACGCAACAGCAACACACAGAAAACCUUCACGGUCUUCCAGAGAUAAAUCUCCGCCAAGUUAACUUUGUGCGCAGCUGCAGGUUUUUGUAUUUAAAUACCUAAGAGGACAGCCAUGAUCAGCCUCUGCCUCGUGCUGUUGUUAUCUGCCUCCGUCUUCUCAGAGUCGCAGGUGAGGGAGACGGAGACAUGGAUGCCCAUGAAGACCACACAGACGGUUGCCUCGACAACACGCGAUGGCGACCUGGAGGCAUCAGGAGAUUCCUCUAACGGCUCCGACUUUGGCUUCGCGGAUGAUGAAGAUGAGUACUACACAGAAUACGACGAUGACGAGGAUGAAUACAGCGAAUUCUCAGGAUCUGGAGCCGGAGCAACAACGGUGUCACCUGCAGCAGCGUCCAGGCCUUCAACCAAGCCUGACGCGAACGCCAACAAGAUCCCCGAGCUGACCCGCCCGGUUAGACCAACCGUCAGCGAGGUGGAAAUCGUUCAGAAGAGCAACGAGAUCCCUCUGCAGAAGAACCACGAAGAGCCCUCAUCCAAUGUCCUCAUGUCCCGCGGUGACGACAACAUCCUUCACAAGACAUGGGUCCUCGCAGCUCUGAUUACGGCAGGCGCUGUCUGCCUGAUGUUCGCCACCCUCCUCAUCUUCUUCCUCAUCUACCGCAUGAAGAAGAAGGACGAGGGCAGCUACGACUUGGGGAAGAAACCCAUCUACAAGAAGGCCCCCACCACAGAGAUCUACGCAUAAAGUCUGACCUCCACCCAACUCCAACUCCUUCUCCCUUUCCUGACCCCACACACACACCCCUCACCCCCUUUGAACCCAAUCAGGGCUGAAGUUCGGCCUCACUGUGCCUCAUCAUCAUCAUCACACCUCCUCGUUUGUGCCUCCGUGGGGUAAGGAGCGUUAAAUAAGGAGAGCACCCCGACAACAAUCGAUUGACUGACUCCUCCUACCUGAUGUGUACUAAUAUUACUGGUGCUCUCUUGACCAAUCGGAGGCUUUGCUUGGAGAAGGAGCAGCAGGAGUGACUGUUUCAGCUGCAGUACACCGUGUCACCUGUACGCUUGUUUUAUUUUUUUCUUGUUCCCACCAUGUUGAUGGACAAACACAACAGAACUCUUCCUCCUUACCUCCAGUUAAACACUAACAGUCCCGUUAUUUAUUCUCUCCUUGUCUUCCUCUCAGUCUGCAGCUUCUCAUGCUAUCGCAGCACACGACUCAACAGGUGAAUGUCUGUAUUAGAUUAUUUUUUUAUUUUGAAGACAUUUCAUGACUCUUUCAGGCUCGACCAGCCUUUACAUGUGAUUAUAUUUCCAAUCAUGUAAAUUUGAAUUGAUCUGCUGUUCCUGAAGUCUCAGAAGAGGAAAGCUGGCUCUGUUUCUGCCCUGUAACGUCACUCGGUUGAUGUUCUGUAAACUUUCAGAUGCAGCAGAGUUCAUUAAAACGAGCUUCCGAUGCUUCCCAGCAUGUUUUUUUUGUUUUUGUUUUUUUUCCUUCUUCUAAUGAGGCAAGAGUCCGACGGUCUGGCACGUAGCAGCAGAUAAGUUCAGCCCAGUUAAUCUGGAAAAAAUAUUUCACAAACGCAGUCGGACCCGGGUCACAACAGGAAAACCCUCUGAAGCCUUUUUCUAGCUCCUGUGCCUCCAGUGUGUGUUGUAAAAGAGUCGCAGUGAACUUAAGCUGCUUAGCUUAACAGAAACGAGGGGAAAAUGCUGGAUUUGACCGGCUGCUAUGACCGCUUCAAAGGCAUCAGGCCAGUUAGCUUUGAGUUUUAACAAUCAUUUACAGCCAAACGUG